Molecule: messenger RNA, 2390 nt
Organism: Physella acuta
Lineage: Eukaryota; Metazoa; Mollusca; Gastropoda; Physidae
Product: MORC family CW-type zinc finger protein 3
Cellular component (GO): nucleus
Molecular function (GO): zinc ion binding; ATP hydrolysis activity
Source: RefSeq, a predicted model, not a curated record
UUUCUCUUGAGUUUUGAAAACACGUGCAGCCUAUUAAAUCCUACAGAUGGCCUUUGUCGAACAUGCAGUGGAUGGCAUCUCGAUGAGCCUCGUCCACCCAAGGUACUUACACAGUAACUCAACCAGCCACACUUGGGCGUUUAGCGCUGUAGCAGAGCUGAUUGAUAACGCCUACGACCCUGAGGUUGGAGCAUCACGAAUAGACAUCGACGUCACUGAACGAGGUGGACAAACAUGCUUGACCUUUCUAGACAACGGGGUCGGCAUGGAUAUAGACAAGCUGUACAUGCUGCUGAGUUUCGGAUUUUGUGAAAAGGAAAGCUAUGACAGAAAUAACUUACGAAAACCUAUUGGUCAGUACGGCAACGGCUUCAAGUCUGGAACGAUGCGUUUGGGCAAGGACGUCAUCGUGUUCACCAGACGCAGGAAGACUGCCAGUGUGGGGUUCCUGUCACAGACCUACCUGCAGGCUAUAGAGGCCAAGUCUGUGCUGGUGCCUCUGCUGGAGUAUGAACUGCCAGGAUAUACUCGAAAACGCAACCUGGAUGCUAUCAAACAGCAUUCAAUAUUCAAGACAGAAGAGGAGUUGUUGGCUGAACUAAGGAACUUGGAGUCAACCGUGGUCGGGACCAAAAUAAUUAUUUAUAACUUAAACAAACGGCUUGCAGACGGAAACCUUGAACUUGAUUUUGUGAGCGACGUGCAUGACAUCAACUGCCCCGAUUCAUACAUGCCCGAGAUUAAAAACGACAGUCAAACAACAGUAGUUGAUAAUAAGUACAGACAUUCAUUAAGGGAAUACUGCAGCAUCCUGUAUUGCCGGCCGAGGAUGAAGAUACACAUUCGGGGAGAAAUGGUCGAACUAAAACUAAUGAGCAAAUCUUUGAGCCAAACAGAAACUGCCUGGUACAAGCCAUCAUGGCUGGGGUCACCCGUUAAAAUAACAUUCGGAUUUUCGUGUGAGGAGAACACAGAAGAUUACGGCAUGUUGUUGUACCACAGAAACAGGCUGAUUAAAGCUUAUGAGAGGGUUGGAUGCCAGAGAAAACGAAACGAGGAAGGGAAGGGUGUUAUAGGGGUGGCAGAAGUUGAUUUCCUUACCCCAACUCACAACAAGCAGGACUUUGCCAUGGACGACAAAUACAAUACCGUGAUGGCUGUUUUUGCAACCAAACUCAAAGAUUAUUGGAAUAAAUACAAAGAUCAAAUGAGCAUAAUAAAAAGACACCAGCCCGACUCGGUGUGGAAUCAAUGCGACACGUGUCUGAUGUGGCGCCGUUUGCCUGAUGGAACUCAACUAGAUUCACUUCCAAAGCCAUGGUACUGCCACAUGAAUCCCGAUGAGAAAUACAAAUAUUGUUUUAUAGAAGAGGAACUAGAAAAAGACGAUCAAAUAAAGGGGCGGAAAAAACGAUCUGGUGCUAAAAAAGCAAAUGCCACCCCAGGAAAUAUAACCACUGAACCUCAGCCGUCAACAUCCGCUAACUCAGAGGAAAUAACUUCACUGGACGACAGCCUUGAGACCAUUCAACCUGAACCUGUCGAGGCGGAACUAGACAGCUCUCCAGCAAGUCCUCAUGACGUCACCGCUGCCCACAAUGUUACGCCCCGGGCUUCACCGAGAAUCCAAAACAAAAGAAAGCGACCGGCGAGUGUUGACGACCAAGGCGCUUCCACAUCCGGUCCAGAUGAAACUCCCCGCAGGAAGGUGAAAAACGAAUCCCGCACGCCGGAAAAAGUUCGCAGUAAGAUUGCGAUAAAAAAUAAAUUCGUUAACCAAAACAGAAGCCUGAGAAAUAGGAUGAUCCCCAUGGCAAUGACAACUACAAAGAAAAAGUCACCUAAGGGAAAAGCAAAAAUGCUUAAAGCCACGCCAGUGAAAGCUGCAUCGAGAGAUACGGAGUUGCAUAGAAAAGUAUCGCUAAGAAGUUCUUCAGUGCCUAGAGGUACAAUACCUAGAGUGACGAGGACACGUGCACUUGGUCAAGCUGAGUCAAAUAAAAGAGAGGGCACAUCUGCAGUUGGUCGCUCAGAGAGUAAUGUCUAUCCAGCAAUUAAUAAUUUAAAUCACUCAGAAUCACAAUCGUCAACAAUGAAAUCAUUCAACCAUAAGGAUGUACAAACAUAUAUCACUGGCAGUGACACGGACGAGAGAAUGGCGAUAUUUGCCAAUAAAGUUGACCUCCUGCUGUCACUAAUAAUUCCUGAGAAAUACACAUCUGAUGUGGAUAAAGUAGAGGAGAUGGUCGAUUGCUUGAUAAAGGCGUACACGGAAUCACAAGAGCAAAUAAGCAGCUCAUAGGAGGACUUCAUCACUAACGGGAUUCAUCUUUUACUAACAUAUUAAGCAGCUUACAUUAUAUUAUUCAGUUUUAUGUUCAUGGUUGUGG